CAUGGAAUACACUUACACUAAAAAAGCAUUUAUUAUUUAUUUGAAAUUCACAUUUCACUGCGUGUUCUGCAUUUUUAAUUUGCUCAGUAUAGCAGCCUGGCCAUGCCAGACCACCAACUGUUGCCUCUGUACAGUGUCCCCAGGACCACCGAGACCCAGCCCCAAGCCUGCUUUGUCACUCACCAGCUGUGAGACGUGGAAUAUCCGGGUCCUCCCUCUGAGGAUGCUUUGUCUCACCUCAUGGGUGAUUGUGGUCCCUGAGCUGGGCCCUCUAGGGUCACCAAGUAGGGCUCUGGUCCUGUGGACCUGACGCACUCCUCAGCUAUGUGGGACAGGCACCUGCAAUAGGGCCUGGCAUGUAGGGAUGAUGAGUCUCCUCUGCACUUCCUGUCCUUACAGCCUGGACACAUGAGGGUCUGGGGCAGAUCAGCAAAAGCUAGACUGCAUGAACUUCUCAGGCCUGGGCUGGCUGCCAGCUGGGGGCCCAGAGAAAGACAAGGAGAACAUGGACCUCUGUCCCUCUGCACACCACAAUAAACCUCGGUCAUCACAUCUGAGGGUCCAAGAAUUGCACUCAGCAACCAGCACUGAAAACAUUUCCCAGUGACCAGAGUGCACCAAGCACCCUGCAGGCAAAAGAUGAACCAAGACAGGGACCUCACACCAAGGAUCUCAAAGUCUAGUAGGACACAGAGAUUCACCGCUGUGAAAGAAGAAUAAAGCAAUGUAAGGGAUAAAAAGGGAAGAAAAGAUUCUACAAGGAACGGAACAGAGGAGGAAGUUGUCAGCGGCUGUGGCUGAGGACAGAGAGAGACAUUCCAGACAGAGGGACUGCUACUUGAGGGAUCCAGUCCAGGACACUUGGGUCCUGUGGGAGCAGGCAGAUCUCCUCUGCCAAGAGGGCCUUUAGGGUCAUGCAUAGGCAUUUGUAAGGAAUUAGGAGGGAGAGAGAAUUGCAUCCGCAAAAAGCAGCACAUCCAGUCAAUAAUAACAGCAAUAUGAGGCGUGGCAUGGAAAAAAAGCAUCAUGUGAGAAAACAUUUCGGAAGAGUUAGAAUUUAGCAAUGACUGUGCAAAGGUUAUUUCGGUGCUCAUCUCAAGGAAAAGCUGAUUCAUGGGGAUCCAUGCUCAGAUUGAGUUUGUUUGACGUAUUCUGAUUCAAAAGAUGACCCUACAAUUAGGAGAAGACAAUUACACAUUCUUGAGUGUAAUUCUCCAGGUUCCAAGGAUACAGGGCACUCCCAAUUCGCCUAUGCACAUAUUCACAGUGGGCGUGGCAGACCCUUCGCUGUUCUGCAGGGGCUCAACUGGAAAGUCCAUUUUUAAAUUCUUGCCCGAAGAUCCUGUUUCACCUGGUGUGCUCUGGUGUUUUGCAGAACCUUCUCCACCUGAUGCGAGUUUGGCCCGGGUCAGCAGAGGAAGUGCUGGAGGUUUGCAGAACAGGAUGCCGUUGAGUCCUGCAGAGUUGCUAGAGAUGGGCAGUGAUGACACCAAAUAUAAGCAUAAAAAGACGUUUUGAAACUACAGAUCCUAAAACCCAACACAGCAGGCUCCUGCAGCUUCCAGUGCUGUAACAGAGAAAAAAAAAUCCCCACUUUACAAUUACAUCUGGUCAAUGAGAAGCUCUAGUUUUGUGGGAAGAGGGAAACACCUAACCUUGCCAGAAUCAUCACCAGAGGCGCCUACCGGCUGACUAGGACAGCUUUCCUGGAGACAACAGAUGAUGCAGGGAAAUAAGAAGUGCACAGACGGGUUCAGCGACUCCUCCAGCAUCGGCAGUGUGUUGGAUGAUGCAGACAGGGAGGUGAGCAGCCUCACAGACCGGGCGUUCCGGAGCCUGUGCAUCUCAGAGGACACAUCCUUCCAUGACUCUUACCUGGCCGUGUCCCCAGAUAUCAGCCGACAGGUGUUUGGGACUCUCCAGCAGAGAACAGUGAGCCACACCCAGAGGAAAAGUGGCAUUUGGAGCCAGUUACCAUCGCAGGGCACAGAACAUUCAGGCUGGGCGGCCACCUUCCAACAGCUGCCUAAGUACGUUCAGGGAGAGGAAAAGUACCCCAAAACCAGCCCCCCACCAACACCAGUCCAGAGGAGACUGGAGGUGCCAGUUUCCGGUCUCCGGAGCAGCAACAAGCCUGUCUCCAAAGUAUCAACACUAAUUAAAUCUUUCGACAGGACUGAGACCCAACAUUGUGAGAACAGAACCACUACCAGCAAGCCUCCAGCUCUGAAAAAUCCCCCCAAAUUUGCCCCUCUUCCAGAAAGCAGUGUCAACUUCUGCUUUGAUUCUGCCUUUCUGACAGUCAGGAGGGUGCCCGCUGAAGCUUCCAACACCCAUCAGAACAGCCACCAGCCCAGCAGAAAACACAGAGAACAGGAGUCCCCCAAGAAUCCAGAAAUGGCCUGUCACGGCUCCAGCAGCUUCCUCCCGGCAGCCGAUGACGUGACCAGCUCAUCUGAGUCAACGUUCCCCUCUCCACACCACAAGCCAGCCACUGGUGAGCCUGGGAGAGGCAAAGGCACCUUUCUGCACAGUGAAAAUAGUGCUUUUGAGUCGUGGAAUGCCCACCAACCAAAGCUGCUGGAGAGAAAGGAUGCGGCCGGAACAGUCCCAGAAAGCAAAGCUCCCAAGCACUAUGGGGAUUCGACCUUGCUAAGAGAACCCUGUCCUCCUGAGUGCACAGUCUCUCCCUGCCAGGUCCAGGCCCGCUGCAGUCAGGAAGAGAACAGAGUGGCAGCAGGAGCUCUGUCCACAUCUGUACCUUGGGGGUACAGGGAUCCAGGAUCCCAGGUAUUUGAUGUGGAAGGAAAAGCUCCCAGUUCACAGCCUGAUUCUCAAGAGAAGCCAGCCCAGCCCCCAUGGAGGAAACCAAAGACUGGCAAGAAAGGGAAAGAAAGUCUACAAGAUGCUUCAGAAGAAAAGACACAGACCAACAGGAGAGGCCCACCUUUGUAUACAAAACACAAACCCCAGGGACAGUUUCCAGAAAAUGAUGCUCUUGACCUGCCUGUGGAACCCGAUGAACAUUAUGAUCCCCCGUUUAACAUCAGUAAGCUCCUGACCCCCAUCAUACCCAGCAAGCAUGCCCUGGAUUCAGCAGAGAGCCAGCCAGCAGAGAGAACCCCAUCACCCCCAGGACAGCUAAAUGGAUACCAAGAGAAGGAGCCCAGUGAAUGUCAAUCUCGAGACAGCUACAAGUCCAAAGCCCCUAGCCUGCUGUUCAACCUCAAGGAUGUGCGGAAGCGUGUUAAGAGCACAUACAGUUCCUCACCUCUCUUGAAAGGGCUUGAUGAGAAAACCAGAGGUAAGGCUGACAGAAAGCAAGAACCCGUGAGCAACGGUGUCAUCCUCCCCAACGGGCUUGAGGAAAGUCCUCCAAACCAGAUUUCUAAGGAGAGACCUGCCAAUGACCCCACUGCAUCGCACAUCAAUGCCCAGCAGGACCCUACAGCCGACCCCAGUGAGCCCUCCGCAGACAGCUAUCUAACCCUCAGCACAGCUCCGACUAUCAUCAAAGCCCCCUUCUAUGUCAAUGGGGAGGCUUCUGAGAGAAGCAGUUAUGAGAACGAGGAAGCGGAACGAGAGUUGGAGAUGGGUCCUGCUGGGUCCGGCUGGUGUCCAGACUCCAGGGAACACCGCUCCAGGAAGCACCUCUCCCUAAGGCUUUGCAAUAGGGAUCUUGAGCCUGGUGGGGCUACGGAGAAAAUGAAGACCUGCCAGCUAGAGAAUGGGCUCUCCAGAUCUGUGUCCCAAGAGACAGAACCUGAGAAGGAAGCAGGACUUCAGAACACACACUUGAACCAGAAAUUCUCCCCAGGUCCCCUCUCUCCUGAGGAGGAAGAUGUGUUUUAUAGUGACAGCCAAUCUGAUUUCAUGCCAAGCCUCAAAGGUAAGGCCAAAUUCAGCACUAGCUCUUCAGAUCAAUCCUUUGCCUCGUUUGAUGAUCAACAGAAGACGUGGUUUACUGAGAACCAGCGGGAAGACAGGAGGAAGGACGUGAAUGCAGGUGACAGUCAGAAGGAUGAGAAGGAGAAUGUGAUGGGGAAGGAUGAGCUGCAGUACUGUGCCUUAAGUAAUGGGCAUGCGUGCUUGGAAGAGCGCAGCCAGGGGGAAGCAUUGCAAAGAGAAGGGGAAAGUGUGUCUGGAGGAAGAAUCAGGAAGGCAUCAGCAGAGGAAGCUAAUUUCAGAGGCUCUCAGAUUGGAGGAAAUAAGGGUACAACCUUUUCACAGGCUAAAGACCUUACCCCCUCCCCAUCUUCUGCUUCAAACAAGCACAUGCUCUUUACGAUUAAAGACAACACCCUCAGAGUCACCCCCGUAAUUAAACCUAUCAUGCUGCCUCUCCUGAGGACCAUGUCCUUGGAGGACUCCCUCGGCAGUGGCCACAAAGAGGAGGAACUGUCAAGGCCAGAAUGGGGUGAGGAUCCUGGUUUCUAUGCCCCCGAAAACCAGGACAUUCUUCGUACAUCGACAACCACUAACACGCAGGGCACACGCGUGAAGUGCAUGGCCAGUGAGGUCACGGGGGAACCCCAGCAGGAGUCCAGCACAGCCAGGAUGGAGGCCUCUCAGCCAGCACCAAAGGACACAUCUAUGCCUCCGGUAGGAGACUGGGACAGGGUGAAGCCACCCCCAGAUGCAGCAUACAGCAUCGUGGCAAGCAAUGGCAAGAGCAGUUCCAAAGACCCAGGGAAGCUGGCAGUCCCACAGCACAUCCCCACCAUCGCUUUACCUGAGGGUGACGAAGAAGACCAGCCACCCCCGGGGCAGCCUGAACCCUGUUGGGAACAGCAGACACCAGGUUUCAAGAGUCACUUUUUGUCCACACCCAGAGCAGGCCCUGCUGGCAGAAGACCGGUCCCUGGUGAGACGGUGAAUUCUCCCAAUUCCAGCUCCCUGGGGGAGAGCAGCGCCUGCUCCCCUGCCGCCAGCAGCAUUUGGGAUGAGGCUUCCCAGGCCCCCGAAGAACAGGAGCUGCUGCCCAAGGAGCCUCCUCAAGCCAACCCCUGGGCCAGCCCCAGUCCAGCCAGGGUCACCCGGAGGGAAGACCUGACCCAUGCCCUGGUAUGGGAGGGCGGCUCUGAUCCCCAGCUUGAGCUGCUGGCCGAAGACCUCCGGACGCUGUCUCCAAGAGGUCCAUUGCUGGAUGUGGCCACCAGCCCAGCAGGCCCCCCUGGGAGACUUGAGCUUCCUGCACAGCUGGAGAGGGCAGCAAGCAAACCACCUGCAGUCCCACCCAAAACAGAGAAAGCCCUGCGGAGGGCGAAGAAGCUGGCAAGCAAAAGGAGGAAGACUGACCAGACACAGGAGAAGCAUGGCGAGCCACAGGAAGGAAAGUUCUGCCCGGAGGACUUGGAGCAGGCAGAGCAAAGGCCACUGUGCCCCAGAGAGAGGCCUCAACACAGUUUCCCCAUGGUCCGUUCCCUGCCCCCUCCCAUGCACCGCCACUCUGUGUCCAGCUUCUCCGAGUCUGCCGGGAGACGGCCUGGGGGCCCCCAGUCCCUCACACCCCUGCCCACUUACCCCGCCACCCAGAAGGUCCUUCAGGAUCCACAGUCCGGGGAGUACUUUGUCUUCGACUUGCCACUCCAGGUGAAAAUCAAGACCUUCUAUGACCCAGAGACGGGCAAGUAUGUCAAGGUCUCCAUCCCGUCCUCCGAGGGGACCUCACCAGAGCCGCCCCCACCGGAUGCCCUUGCUGCUCCCUAUGUGCUGUACCCCGGCUUCCAACCGGUGCCUGUGACGGCCUUGAUGCCGCUGCGCUGCUCGUCUCAGCUCUCCGCUCCCACCUUCCUCAGGCAGGGCCCUCGCACUUCUGUGGCCCACACCAGGCCCCAGAGUGUCCACAAGGCUGGACUACAGCUGACCCCAGGGCCUCAUGGUGACUGCACCCCACACUCUGCCGGCCAGCACCCCCAUAGGCCUCCCCAGAGCCCAGGAGAGGAGGGCGCAGAAGCUCCAGGCCUGGGCAUCAUCUCCACUGGAGACCUAGAGGACUUUGCCACAGAAGGCAUUUCUUGAGUUACUGCAGACUGAUCUCCACCCCCAGAUGAACCCAGAGGAGCUGACUUCCCCCUCCCCGAGAACAAGCAACAGACACACACACACACACAACACAGGCACACACGCGCGCAUGCUCACACGCACGCACGCUCAUCAAUAUACUUAGCCUUUUUGGAUCCCUAAGUCCAGAAGGCAGUAGGGAUCCUGAGACGACCUCACCCGAAGGGCUCCCAGGCUCCCCUCUGAUGGAGGGGCGCUGCUUGCUUGGCCUGGUCCCUUCCAUGUCAGUUCCCAGGUGCACUCUACUCCAGCCCUUCUCCUUAGCUUCCUUCCCCCCUGUCCUGGCCUGCCCUGCUCUUCCCUGGCCCUGCCAACCAGGUGGGUGUGGCAAGGGCACCACCUGGUCCUGAGGGUCCCUGUGCACCCGCACCCACCCGCUCACUUGUAGGCUUCUUGGUGAGCAAACCCUUGGGGCCCCCAGCUCAGACACAACAGCAGUUUCAGGUCACCUCAGACUGGCUGAGGACCAGCCCAGGGCAAUCUUGCAGAAAUGAUUAUUUACGUAGAAUGAGUUUCCUUCACAGGAAGAAACUUCCCUAUGAAAGCUAUUUUCUGUUCAAGAAAAGGCCACUUUUUAAAAAGUGAAACAAGUUUGCAGUUAAGGUUCUGUCCCCGGACUCCUGUCUUCCUUCUGUGGGCAGUGGGGUCCAGGGCUGACAGAGCCACCUCCCUGUCUUCCACAGCCUGGCAUCUCACCUUGUCCCUUCAACACCUGUUCAUGCCUUUGCAGGGCCAGGCCCUCCACUAGGUCCUGCCCCAAUUCAGUGACCAGUACCUGUGCCCUGCACUCAAAAGGAAAUUGUGUUCUCACCCCCUCACCCCCUGCCAGUUCCUGACCUUGGGGAUUUGGAGAGAAGUAUCGGAUUAACUCAAGAGUCUGAGCGUUUUACCUAAUGAAACUGGGGGCCACUGGCCCAGCACAGUAAAGCCAAAAUCCACACUGAAGCCUGUAGUGGGAGAAAGGAGGGUGUUUAUUUGCAGGCACCGAGCAAGAAGAAUCAGGCAGCUCACACUUCAAACCUGCUCCCCAGUGGCUUGCAAGCAUGGAUUUUUAACGGCAAGGGAAAUUUUCAGGAAAGCAGAAGUCACAGGUGAAAUCGUAAAUCAAUACAUGGAGGGUACAUAUUGGUUUGGCCUAAAAAGGCAGGAUAUCUUGAAGCAGGGGCUUAUGGGUCAUAGGUGGAGUCCAAAAUUUUUGGAAUUGCAAUUGGUUAAGGAAGAGAAGCUUUGUUUAAAAAUGUGGGUUAGCAGAAAGGAAUGUUAGCUCUGGCUUGUUGGGGGGACUUUCCUCAAGCCCCUCAGGAGGAAAUUUAGAACAAAGAGCCAUGCUCCAAGUUCAGUCCUCAGCUCCCUCUUAUCUGAGGUUUCUGUGCCAGUGGAUCCGUAUGGUGGGGUCUGGGUUUCUGAAAAACCACUCAGAGACACCUGUUCAGAUGUUCUCUUUAGUUUCCAGAGGGAACCAAACACCCCACGGUUCCAGCUUACUUGGCUGUUGUUUUAGGUUACUAUUACCUUCCUGCUUAUCAAGUUGCUCAUUUGCUUCUCAGGGCUAGCUGGGUGCUUGUAAUUUCCCUUGAAGGAGGCCAAGAUUUUCCUGUAUUUCCACAGUUGGGGAGGGGUCCCUGCCCCAUCUCAAGAGCAGGUGCCCACUUGCAGGUAGCCAAUUAGGAAGGAAACGAGCACCCAGGGUCCUGGUAGAUUCCAUGCCAGGGCUUCUACAGAAGCCUCUUAAUUCUUGUUCAACUGGAAACACAGGGCCAAAACGUGCCUCCCUCCUUGUUUAGAAACCUCAGCAGCUGCCAGGACUGUGCUGCCCAGGGUCCAGGGGACCAUGCAAGAUGCAUCGUCCUUGUCCUCUUGUUGCAAAGGUGCCGUUUCCACACUGGGAGGAUAGGGAGGCAUUCAGUAAACCAAGUCCCAGACUCACACAAACACAGGGGUUUUGCCCACACUUCAGGUCAUCAUUUGGAUUCAAGAUUUCAUACCCAUUUGUUUUCCCAACAAGUGCAGCCACACCUCAGGAUAUGACAAUACCGCACAAACCCCCACCCCCACCCCCCUCAAUGCCAUUCAGUUUGGCCACACCUGUCACCAGCCAGGUGACCAGCCAGGAGUACAGGCAAACCACUGUCCCAAAAUCUGGUUCCCAUGAGUCACUCACUGGGUGCAAGCAACAAGAACGAAGUUGCAUUUUGGCCCUGGCUCCAAGUCACCUCAAGCAUCCUCUCCACUUUGUUUUCAUCUCACUAAAACAUGAGAAGGAAUAUCUCAUUUUACAGUUCUCAGGGUCCGAGGAAAAGAAUUGCCUAACAAAGGAAGAGUCCCUCCGUUCAACAAGAACCACAGUUAUAGUAAAUAUGUCCCCUCAGGGGAAAAUAUUACUUUGGGGAACUUAUUUUGGGGAAGCAAUCUUCUUCCUUAGAACCGUAUUGACAGGGCUGUGGGCAGAGCUGGACACAUAAAGACUUGCUCCCAGCAAGUCAGCUAGAAGGAAACCUCACUCCCUUACAGCAAUAGGCCUGUUUUCAUGAAGCAGAUAAUGCCAGGGGACACAAGCAGAGAGUCUCCACCCAGUGAAGCCCAACUCACUGGCCAGUGAUGCUUUCCUCUUUCCCUUUGCUCCUGAGGGAGGUCAUGUAUGCCUCCGUUCUCCUUCCUCACUCUCUCCUUCUCUUUCUUCCUUCCUUAUCUCCCUCCCUCCUUCUCUCUCUUCCUUCCUUCUUUCCUCCCUCUUUCAUACAAAUGUUUGCUCUGUGCCAGGCACUUUGAUUGGCGCUGAUGAUACCAUGACAAUAAGAUCUUGUCUCUCUACUCAAGGAGUUAAAAUUUAACAGAGAGAGAAGACAAUCACAAUCCCACAUAUUAAGUAAUUUAAUAGGUUGCUCUAAGGAGCACCUAACUUGGUCUGGCCUAAGGAGUUGGCACCUGAACCAAGUCAGAAAACGCAAAGCUAUCCAUUAAUUUAUGAAAAAAAAUCAGAAUUUCCCCAGCUAUAAUCUAUCAAAGAUGACAUUGAUUAAAUACUAAUAGAGUUGUCUUGCCAUAUCAAAGGGUAUUAAUUCAGCUAAUUGUUCAUCAGCAUUUCUAACCAGCACAAAAGCUGAACCAGUGUAGCCUCACAGGAUAGACCUUUAUUGAUAGGUCCUUCAGCUUCUGAAUUGAUAUUUCACUCACAGGGGUUGCCCAGAAAAACCACUAUUUCUACUAUUGUGUUUAGUAGGACAGUGGUAAGAUUUAUGAGAACACGUUGUUUGUGGAAAUUACA
Sapajus apella (tufted capuchin) is the source of this 9328-nucleotide messenger RNA. RefSeq names its product chromosome unknown C10orf71 homolog (gene CUNH10orf71). The transcript has 3 exons. Gene Ontology annotation, cellular component: Z disc. NCBI's taxonomy places the organism in Eukaryota, Metazoa, Chordata, Mammalia, Primates, Cebidae. Gene Ontology annotation, biological process: positive regulation of calcineurin-NFAT signaling cascade. The coding region runs from base 1720 to 6021 and encodes 1433 amino acids. The record is from RefSeq and is a predicted model, not a curated record.